Molecule: messenger RNA, 1786 nt
Organism: Syngnathus typhle (broad-nosed pipefish)
Lineage: Eukaryota; Metazoa; Chordata; Actinopteri; Syngnathiformes; Syngnathidae
Gene: adprs
Product: ADP-ribosylserine hydrolase
Exons: 6
Coding region: 101-1240 (379 amino acids)
Cellular component (GO): nucleus; mitochondrion
Source: RefSeq, a predicted model, not a curated record
AGUAGUUGACAGCGACGAGCCAACAUUUUGUUGUCGUUUAUGCACGUCAACUAGUCGCUCAGGUUAUCUUACGCUUUCGUUUGCACGCACACGUUUGUGAAUGGCGAGAGCAUUGGUGGCAGCGGCAGGGCCGCCGUCUCUCUCCCGUUUUAGGGGAGCACUGGUCGCGGCUGUGCUGGGCGACUGUGUCGGCGGAGAGUUCGAAGGAGUUGAGGAUGUUCCCAUUGAAAAUGUCCUGCAGCACAUGAACAGUCUGGAAGACGAGACGAAAGGAAAUGGCAUCCUUGAAUACAGUGAUGACACAGCUAUGGCACGUUGUGUGGUCCAAUCUCUACUCACCCGGGCUGGCUUUGAUGAGCAUGACAUGGCUCGCAGGUUUGCAAAGGAGUACAGCGUAUCCCCGGGUCGAGGUUAUGGUUCUGGAGUGAUCCAGGUGUUAAAGAAGCUGGCCUCUCCCCACCUCACCGAUGUGUACCAACCAGCCAGGGAUCAAUUCAACGGUCGGGGCUCUUUUGGGAAUGGUGGCGCGAUGAGGGCAGCCCCAUUUGCACUGGCCUUCCCUGAUCGAGCGGAUGUUAAAAAGUUUGCUCGUCUGGGUGCCAUGCUGACUCACUCCUGCUCCCUUGGCUACAAUGGUGCAGUGCUGCAAGCGCUAGCAGUGCACCUGGCCCUACAAGGUGCCUUGGACCUUCCGCAUACCUUUAUCAACACACUCAUCACAGAGAUGGAGGAAGUUGAGAGUGAUGAGGUCUCACGGAAUGAUGCAAGAAUUCUGAAGGAAGCAGAGAAGCCAUUCUGUAAUCGCCUUUAUCGAGUCAGAGAUUUCAUGGACAUGGGCAAGGUCACCAUAGAGGAGGUCAUUGCUGAGCUGGGUAAUGGCAUUGCAGCACUCCAAUCAGUACCAACUGCCAUCUUCUGCGUUCUUCAUUGCCUGCAACCGAGGCAAUACCUCCCAGAGAACUACGGUGGCCUGGAGCGGACAAUUGCUUACAGUUUGGCACUGGGAGGGGAUACGGACACCAUAGCCUGCAUGGCUGGGGCCAUCGCUGGAGCUCACUAUGGCAUGGAGCUUAUUCCUCCACACUGGAUCCGCUGCUGCGAGGGGGCAGAUGAUGCGGAUGUGAACGCAGAGCGCCUUCACAUCCUCUACCAUCAGAGGAGCGGGACAAGAACGGGCGAUCAGAGCGGUGACGACGCAUCUGACAACCAUCAAAGGUCUUCAAAUGGCGCAGAGAGUUAAAUAAGGCACAAGCAAAAGGUUUCCAAAGCCCACUUCCAACGCAGUUGACAAGUUGGCUCAAACAAAAGAAUGCAAUGAUUUGCAAAUUGAUUUCAACCUGUGCGAAGGAAAUCAUUCCAAAAAAACUGACAUGUUUUGCUCGAUUGACGUGGAUACAACUCAAAAGUAUUUUAGGGGAAAAAAAGCAAGUGUGUUGAUUUCAUUGUAUUUGUGAGAUUUGUACUUUGCUGGUCUGACCAGCGUCACUUGUUUCUUUUAACUUGGAAAGAUUUGAAAGGCCAACUUGUUUUUCACUUUAUAGGUCAUAUCAGUGGUGGAUUUUUUGAAGAAUGAUUUUUCCUGGUCCCAUUUUUUUUCUUCCACAAAAAAACAUCAUUUGAAUUUUUUUUUUAUAUAUCUAUAUCCACUGUUGUCCAUUUGUUUGAUCCGUGCUCUUUCCCUUUUUGUGUCAAACAAUCCUGUCUUCUUGUGAAAUUUGCACAAUGCUGCUUUUUCAUGAGUUGUUUUGGUGAAUAAUUGUUAUUUAAUAAAACGGUUCAUCAUGUA